AUGCUGGUGAUGAGCAAUGCGAAUUGCUAUGACAAUUGGAGUCGAUGCACACCUGAAACAGCUUUUGCUACAGGCAUUUUAUGGAAAGAUUGCCCGGAGUACUGCCAGAAAUGUAAUGGGAAAUCGACAGGGAAAUGCGAGAAAGUUUACAAUAAAGAAUGCUCGGGUGGAUAUCAAUGCAAAUGCUCUGGAAAGGAUAUUGGAAAAUCAGAUAACUGGCUCGACAAGGCCACUUGUGCUCUCGGAUUG
This is a messenger RNA of Mesorhabditis belari, 249 nucleotides long. NCBI's taxonomy places the organism in Eukaryota, Metazoa, Nematoda, Chromadorea, Rhabditida, Rhabditidae. The record is from the annotation of a GenBank genome assembly.